Molecule: messenger RNA, 1752 nt
Organism: Saccharomyces cerevisiae S288C
Lineage: Eukaryota; Fungi; Ascomycota; Saccharomycetes; Saccharomycetales; Saccharomycetaceae
Gene: JJJ2
Product: Jjj2p
Exons: 1
Coding region: 1-1752 (583 amino acids)
Cellular component (GO): nucleus; cytoplasm
Source: RefSeq, marked reviewed
AUGUCACAGGUAAUAGAACCACAAUUAGAUAGAACAACCUAUUAUUCCAUAUUAGGCUUGACAUCAAAUGCGACUUCCUCCGAAGUACAUAAAUCAUAUCUAAAACUGGCCAGAUUACUUCACCCAGAUAAAACAAAAUCUGAUAAGUCUGAGGAAUUAUUCAAAGCUGUGGUGCAUGCACAUUCAAUUUUAACUGAUGAAGAUCAAAAACUUCGAUAUGAUCGAGAUUUGAAAAUCAAAGGUUUACACACUUACCAGCCGAAGAAAAACUGUCAUAUUUUCAAGACCAAGGCAAAGGAAUCACAAGGGGCUAGUCCCACACUUGGUCAAUCAGAAGCUUAUCAUAGGCAAAAUAAACCUUAUGAGCAACAGCCCUACGGUUUCGGUGUAGGCAAAAAAAUGACCUCAAGCUCUAAGAGUAAGGUUCCGAUAUUCAAGUCCUUCAAUUUAAAAAGCUACCAACGAAACCACUAUUAUUCAUCCAAAAAGGAAAGGAAACAUGGAAGUCCUGAUAUUGAUUCUUUGUUCCAUGAAACCAAUGGAGCCUCAAAAGUAAGAAUGACUGAUGCCGGUAAAAUGGAUACGAACUCUCAGUUCCAAGAAAUAUGGGAAAUAUUGGGUAAAAAUGCGUACACACAUAAAUCUUACUCUGAAGAUCCAAAUUCAUGUUUGGGAUCAGCACUAAGCGAUCAUGAAGAAGAAGAAGAAGCAGGAAAACAACAACAGCAACAGCAGCAACAACAGCAACAGCAGCAACAUUAUGGAAUGACGUCGAAGUCUAGCAGUCCUGAUGAAGAAAAAAAAAAUAAUAAAGAACCGAAAAGGGAAAGCAGAGUCUCUCCAGAGGAAAAUGGCGAAGAAGAAACGGGACACAAACAAUUUAAAUUGCCCAAGACCAGUACUUUUUCUAGUGGAUCCCAUGAUUCAAAUUUGCAAUCUCCUUUUUACAAUCAUGAGUAUCGACAUUACGCAAGAAGUAAAUUCGAAUGCAAGAAUCAGUUUAGAAAGUCAGUUUCUCCCAUUAAAGAGAUACCUGCAACAACUAGUGCCAAUGAAGGAUGGAACAUUUUGAGAGACAUUAUUGAAAAACUCAAUAUAAGCAAUGUAGACGAUCGAAAUAAAGACUUGCUGUUUCGUCGGGAUGAAAUAGGUGAUAAAAAUCACAGCGACUCAAUCGACAUAGAAAAUUUAUCUAUCAAAGAACCUAAAGGGAUGAAAAGGAGAAAGAAAGAUGAUAUAUCUUUAGAAGAAUUGUUCCAAUCUUUACCAAGAGAAAAAGAUUAUUUUAUGAUGGAUGCAAUUAAUGACUCGUUAGAAUCAAUCAAUCUUUUUAAAAAGCCGAAGACCACUCAGAGUCACGAACAAGGUGGAACUUUUGCCCAAGCAGAAAGUAAUCGUGCAAAAUUCAAACCGUUACUAGAACAGUGUGGAAUUACACCCGAGAUCUUAGAUUUGGAAAUACCAGAGAUUCCGGAAUUUGAUGCAGUGGCUGACCUUGAAACAUUGAAGCUUAACGUGCAGCUGUUUAAUAACCAAUGUAACAAACUUAAAGAAACAAUACAUCAAGUAUCAUUACAGCGCCUGAGAGCAGAUACGCAGUUCAGUGAUAUGUUAACCCAAAAGCAAAGUAUUAUGGUUUGGAAAACAUACCUAGAAUUUGAUAAAAGUUUAAUGGACAAAUUGAACAUCUUACAAGAAAGACAGAUGCAGGUCAUUAAAAUUUUUUCCGAAAGAUGUGACGGUAAAGUAUAA